Messenger RNA from Parathielavia appendiculata, 1245 nucleotides. RefSeq lists its product as uncharacterized. Gene Ontology annotation, molecular function: pre-mRNA 3'-splice site binding; zinc ion binding. The record is from RefSeq and is a predicted model, not a curated record. Gene Ontology annotation, cellular component: spliceosomal complex. The transcript has a single exon. The coding region runs from base 1 to 1245 and encodes 414 amino acids. Gene Ontology annotation, biological process: mRNA splicing, via spliceosome. NCBI's taxonomy places the organism in Eukaryota, Fungi, Ascomycota, Sordariomycetes, Sordariales, Chaetomiaceae.
AUGCCUCCUCCUCCCAGACGUCCUGAGCCGGCAUCCGCUGCCGCCGCCAGCACCGACAGCGGCUCCGGCGCGGGCGCGGCGCGCAAGGAAGAUAACAUCUACAUCCCCUCGUACAUCAGCAAGCAGCCCUUCUACGUCAGCGGCCUCGACGACCAUGACGAUUCACUCCAACAUCAGCGCCGGGCCGCCCACGAAGACGAAAACUUCACCUUUGAGCGGGGAGGCAAGAAGACGGGGCCGGCCCGGACCAAAUGGGUCAAGGGCGCAUGCGAAAACUGCGGCGCCAUGGGCCACCGGAAAAAGGACUGCCUCGAACGCCCGCGCAAGGUCGGCGCAAAGUUCACGGGCAAGGACAUCCAAGCAGACCGCACCGUCCGGGACGUCAAGCUGGGCUACGAAGCGAAGCGGGACAUCUGGGCCGCCUACGACCCGAAGCAGUACCAGGAGGUGGUGGAGGAGUACAACCUGAUUGAGGAGGCGCGGCGGAAGCUGCAGGGUCAAAACGGCGACGAGAAGCAGGCCGAGGACGUGUACGAGGAAGGCUUCAAGUACGCCGAGGAGUCGGAGCUGGGCAAGGACAAGACGGUCAAGCAGUCGAUGCGGAUACGCGAGGACACGGCAAAAUACCUGCUGAACCUCGACUCGGACUCGGCCAAAUACAACCCCAAGAAGCGCGCCCUCGUCGACCCCGGCGCAAUAGCCGACAAGUCGGCCCAGCUCUUCGCCGAAGAGAGCUUCCUCCGGGCGUCGGGCGAGGCAGCCGAGUUUGAGAAGGCACAGCGCUACGCCUGGGAAGCGCAAGAGAGGACUGGAGACACCUCGUUGCAUCUCCAAGCCAACCCGACUGCCGGAGAGUUGUUGCGUAAGAGGGGGAGCGAGGAGCGGGAGGCGAAGCGGAGGAAACGAGUUGAGUGGCUUGCAAGCCAAUAUGGCGAACAACCCGUAGUACCCGAGGCAUUAAAAGCCACCAUUACCGAGUCUGAAACGUUCGUGGAAUACGACGAGGCUGGCCUGAUCAAGGGUGCGCCAAGGAAGGCGGCCAAGUCAAAGUACCCCGAGGAUGUUUUCAUCAACAACCAUACGUCUGUUUGGGGGAGCUGGUGGUCAGACUUCAAAUGGGGCUACGCAUGUUGCCAUUCUAUUGUCAAGAAUAGCUAUUGCACGGGCGAGAUGGGAAAACAGGCGAUGAAAGCAGCGGAUUUAUGGGACAAGGAGGAAAGUCAGGAUGCUCAAAACAGUUCAUAG